AUGUCGUAAUGACAAUGGAGAUGUCAUCGAGAUAAUAUCCUCCGAUAGAAAUUCGCUACAGAGAAAUUGAUUCAUUUUUAAUGAUAGAGCGGUUAACAAUCAUGUUCAUUUAGUAACAUAGUACAAUGUGUAAUAAUGAAAAUAGUGAAAAAAAACAUGAAAAUAAAUAUAAAAAAAAUAUCAAAAUAUAUUUAUUUUAUGAUAAAAAUUAUAUUAUAUUUUUAGAAAUCAUUUCAUUAUAUAAGUCUUAUCACGCUGACAAACAAUUUGUAAUUUGCAAUUUAAAAUAUAGUUCCGUCUUUAGAAAAUAUACAGUUUUGUAAUAAAAAAACUCUAUAUGAAGACUCCUUUAGAUUAUGAAAAAGAUAUAGGUUAGGUUAUACGUGUAUAAAAUACAAUUUAAAAUGAAUGAAGAAUCAUAUUUCAAGAAAAUGGCAGAAGUAGAAGCAAAACAUACUCUUCACAGUGGUAUUUUUCAUCCUGUUUUACGACAAUGGCAAUCGCCAAAUGUAGAGAUUACAGUUAAUACUCUCAUGUAUCCCAUUUUUAUCUCUGAUGAACAAGAUGCUAAGGAACCAAUUCCUAGUAUGCCAGGUGUUUAUCGAUAUGGCAUUAAUCAUUUACGAAAAAUGUUACAACCAUUAGUUUUAAAAGGAUUACAAUCAAUAUUAUUAUUUGGAGUAUCAAAACAUCUGAAAAAGGAUCAUAUUGGAAGUAAUGCAGAUAGUAUAAAAAAUCCCAUUAUUAAAGCUGUACCAUUAAUAAGAGAAUGGUUUCCAAAUUUAUUAAUAGCAUGUGAUGUAUGCUUAUGUCCUUAUACUAUUCAUGGUCAUUGUGGAAUUUUAAAUGAAGAUGAAAGUAUAAAUAAUAAAGCUAGUAUUGAACGAAUUUCUGAAAUUGCUCUUGCAUAUGCAAAAGCUGGAGCUCAAAUUGUUGCACCAUCAGAUAUGAUGGAUGGAAGAAUAGGUGCAAUAAAAAAAAAAUUAGCAGCAGCAGGAUUAAUGAAUAAAGUUGCAGUUUUAUCUUAUGCAGUGAAAUUUGCAUCAGGAUUUUAUGGACCUUUUAGAGAUGCUUCACAAUCUGCACCUAAAUUUGGAGAUAGAAAAUGUUAUCAAUUACCUCCAGGAAGUAAUGGAUUAGCUGCUAGAGCAGCUGCUAGAGAUGUUGCUGAAGGAGCUGAUAUGCUUAUAGUAAAACCAGGAUUACCUUAUUUGGAUGUUGUUAGACAUACAAAAGAUGCACAUCCAGAAUAUCCAAUGUUUGUAUACCAAGUUUCAGGAGAAUAUGCUAUGCUUUAUCAUGGUGCUCAAAAUGGUGCAAUAAAUUUAGAAAAUGUUUUAAAAGAAGUUCUUUUAUCAAUGAGAAGAGCAGGUGCUGAUUGUAUUAUAACAUAUUUUACACCAUUAAUAUUAGAUAUGUUGCAACCAAAAAGCAAAUAUUAGCAUCAUUAAUGUGAUUAAUAUUUGGUGUAGGAAAUAAAAUAUAUUUAUAAAUUUUA
Molecule: messenger RNA, 1498 nt
Organism: Apis cerana (Asiatic honeybee)
Lineage: Eukaryota; Metazoa; Arthropoda; Insecta; Hymenoptera; Apidae
Gene: Pbgs
Product: Porphobilinogen synthase
Biological process (GO): heme biosynthetic process
Cellular component (GO): cytosol
Molecular function (GO): porphobilinogen synthase activity; zinc ion binding
Source: RefSeq, a predicted model, not a curated record